UCAAUUACAGAGCAACAAGACAACACCACCUCUUUCCUCCACUCCGCCGCUCCUCGCUCAUCAAUGGCUUGAACAUGGAGUCCACUCACCCUCUCCCUCCAAUCUCCCACCUCUCCAUCUCUACCCUCUCCUUCCUCAACCACCUCUUCUGCGCCCGUGACGAGCUCCUCCUGGCGUCCCAGCUCGCUUCGGAAUUGCAGGCGCAAUGUCUCUCUAUGGAUCAAAGUCUCGCAGAUCUGAAUCGCAGGCUCCAAACGAGUCUUGCGGCUUAUGCUUCGUUUUCUGAUAAAAUCGGCGGCCUCUUCGGUGAUCUGUCUGCUAAAUUGAGCGAUCUACGUUCCUCCGCUCGCCACUCUGGUUCCUUGUCAGAAUGUGGAGGUGAAGGAGAGGGACUGGGGCGGGCGGAACAGAUUUUGGGGGAGGAGUUGCCGACUCUGGCAAAGGAGGUGGCAAGGGUGGAGACUGUUCGAAUUUACGCUGAGACGGCAUUAAAGUUGGAUAAUUUGGUUGGUGAGAUUGAAGAUGUUGUAUCUUCUACCAUGAACAGAAAUCUAAGAAAGCAUUCUUCUUCACAGAAUUCAGAAGAAUUGUGUCUAGCUAUCAAAUCACUUAAACUGACAGAAGAUGUUUUAACUUCAGUUGCACAGACACGCCCUCAGUGGGCUCGACUUGUGUCAGCUGUUGAUCAUAGAGUGGAUCGAGCUUUGGCCAUUUUAAGGCCUCAGGCGAUUGCUGAUCAUCGAGCCCUUCUUUCUUCUCUUGGAUGGCCACCACCACUGUUCACUCUGAAUUCCUCAGAUUUAGAUACAAGGAAAUCAUCUGAAGUUUGCAAUCCUCUUUUCACGAUGCAAGGGGAUCUCAAGCACCAUUAUUGUGAAAACUUUCUUGCUUUGUGCAAUUUGCAGGAAUUACAGAGGCAGAGAAAAUCCCGGCAACUGGAGGGGUACAAUCGUGAAGUUGCCCUUCACCAGGCACUUUGGGUGAUUGAGGAACUUGUGAAUCCUAUAUCAAUUGCAUGCCAAUGCCAUUUCUCAAAAUGGGUUGAUAAGCCAGAAUUCAUUUUUGCUCUUAUAUACAAGAUCGCACGGGAUUACGUUGAUUCCAUGGAUGAGUUAUUGCAGCCGCUGGUUGAUGAGGCAAUGCUAGUAGGCUAUAGUUGCAGAGAAGAAUGGAUAUCAGCAAUGGUAACUUCUCUAUCAAUGUACUUGGCAAAAGAGAUAUUCCCUAUAUAUGUUGUUCAUCUACAUGAAAAGAGUGUCACUGGUACUCAAUCGCAAGCUAGAAUAUCAUGGCUCCAUCUUGUUGACCUGAUGAUCUCUUUUGAUAAACGAGUUCAGUCUCUGGUAGCACAUUCUGGAAUCUUGCUUUCGCUACAGGAAGAUGGGAACCUGCAGAAAAUUUCUUCUCUAUCAGUUUUCUGUGAUCGACCUGAUUGGCUUGAUUUGUGGGCAGAGAUAGAGCUUGGUGAUGCACUAAAUAAGAUAAAAGCUGAGAUGGAUGAUGAGAGGAAAUGGACGAUUAAAAUCCAAGGUGGAGUUCUGCUGUCAGGUCCUGAAGAUUACAAAUCUCCUGCAAUUUCUAGUGUUUUUCUUCAGUGUCUAUCAUCCAUUGUUAAUCGUUGCCGACCAUUGCCAAGCAUUUCAUUGAGGUCAAGGUUUGUCAGAUUGGCAGGUGUGCCUAUUAUACAAAAAUUUUGUGAUUGCUUACUUCUCAGGUGCCAAGAAGCGGAAGGGCUGACUGCCCUUGUGGACAAUGAUGCUCUGGUCAAAGUUAGUAAUUCCAUUAAUGCUGCUCACUAUUUUGUGUCUGUUUUAAAGGAAUGGUGCGAUGACGUCUUCUUUCUUGAGAUGGGAUUUGGUCAAAGUGAUCAAUCAGAAAUAUCAUUUAUUGAGAAUAGUUCCAGCAGAGGGUCUGUUGAAAGACACCAGGGUGGCAUUUUGGAUGAGGAAAUUAGAAAGUUGGAGGAGCUCAGAACGGAGUGGGUUGAGAAGCUGUCAGUUGUUGUUUUGAGGGGAUUUGAUGCUCGGUGUCGAGAUUAUAUGAAAAAUAGGAAGCAGUGGCAGGAAAAGGGUGACGUAGGCUGGGGAGUGUCAAAAUCUUUUGUUGGGGCGUUGGAUUAUUUACAAGGAAAAUGUUCUAUAUUGGAAGAGGGGUUGAAUGAGAUGGACUUUGUUAGAGUAUGGAGAACUUUGGCAGCUGGAGCAGAUCGAUUGGUGUUUAGUGGUAUUCUUAUGAAUAAUGUGAAAUUUUAUUAUGGGGGUGUUGGGAGAAUUAGUAAUGAUUUGGAAGUUUUAUUUGGGGUAUUUCAGGCAUGGUGUUUGAGACCUGAAGGCUUUUUCCCAAAGGCAAGUGAGGGCUUGAAGUUACUGAGGAUGGAGGAGAAGCAACUGGAAGAUUGUUUGUUGGGAGGGGAGAAGUGGAUGAAGGAUUAUCGGAUUGUGCAUUUAAGUGUGGCUGAGGUAGAAAAGAUUGCUAGAAGUAGGGUAUUCUUGAGUCACCUGUCUUGAUCAUUAACUUGUGGCUUUUCCUGCUGUUACCCAGAGGUAUAGCACUUCUCAAGUCAAUAGGGUGGUCAGGACAAAGUAUCUUGAAGUUGUCGGAGGUUUUUUGUAUUGUACAUGGCUCUCGACCUCCUCAAUCAACCUGACUUGAUUGUUUUUGCAAAUAAUACUUUUCCCUUCAAGCCAUUCUCUUGACAAAUGCCGGAAGCAUAUUUUGUUUUUGAAUUUUGGCCAUAUAAUUUACAUGUAUCACCACUAUACUCGUCGAGUACCUGCAUAUCAGGACGUAUAUGUACUGAGGAUUGACUGAAAUUUACCGUGCUUUCGGAGAUCGAAGAGUUGAUGAACUAAUCACAAUGGUCUCCUUUUGUUGAAUGAAUUGGAAGCUAAAAAGGGUAGGACAAAUCUUGGAUUCUGUAUAUAUACACAUCCUGAAUAAUUAGUUUAUAUACUUUUUUUUUUUUUUUCAUUCCCCUUUUUAUGUUUAAAUAGAUAAUAUUAUCAUUGUAAUUUUUAUAAUCAUAUUGUUGUUGGUUUCUGGUGAUAAA
Malania oleifera is the source of this 3049-nucleotide messenger RNA. Its product is annotated as RINT1-like protein MAG2. NCBI's taxonomy places the organism in Eukaryota, Viridiplantae, Streptophyta, Magnoliopsida, Santalales, Ximeniaceae. Gene Ontology annotation, cellular component: Dsl1/NZR complex. Gene Ontology annotation, biological process: endoplasmic reticulum to Golgi vesicle-mediated transport; regulation of ER to Golgi vesicle-mediated transport; retrograde vesicle-mediated transport, Golgi to endoplasmic reticulum. The record is from RefSeq and is a predicted model, not a curated record. The coding region runs from base 75 to 2507 and encodes 810 amino acids. The transcript has 4 exons.